Pocillopora damicornis (cauliflower coral) is the source of this 1764-nucleotide messenger RNA. Its product is annotated as coiled-coil domain-containing protein 112. Lineage: Eukaryota; Metazoa; Cnidaria; Anthozoa; Scleractinia; Pocilloporidae. The record is from RefSeq and is a predicted model, not a curated record.
AACAAAAUGGCGGGUAUUGCUAAGUCAUCUCUCUGACUGUAAACAAUAGUUCUCUCGAAUGAAGAUUUACCAUGAAUAAUAGAACUGAGCCCGAAGGAAGCAGCGAUGCUGAUAAGUCGAGGAAACCACGGACACAGCAGCAAAAGAACUCGGAAUUUUUUGCAACACUGGAACAGCUUGAGCAGAGAAUUUCUGCCCUGGAAAAGGAUAGAAACACUCCACUUUACAGUCGACGCAGCGAGUUUCGUAAAGACUACUGUGAACUUGAAGAAGUGGAUUUGAAGGGAACAAAUGAAAGAAAAUCAGAGAUGAUGACAUUCAAAGAACAGCAGAGAAAAAUCUAUGAUGAGCUGAUGCAUGAAGAGCGAACAUGCCUACAAGAAGUAGCAGCAAUGGAGAAAAAGUUUGAUUCUUGGUCACAGUUGCCUGCACCUGCAACAGCUGCUGUUGAUGUAAAGAAAGCAGCUGGGGCUAUUACAGUUUCACUGCCACCUGCAGUUGCAGCAUUUGAGAGAUUCUUGGCGCAGACUGGUGGACACAGUGGAGGUUGGGAUGACUAUGAUCAACAACUCUUCUUAAAGCUUAAGAGCAAACACAAGAACCAUGAAGCUUUCAUGCGAGCUGCAGGAUCAGAGAUUCCUGGAAGAAGCAUUGAUGAUGUGCGACAGCAUGAUGAAUGGUACAGCGAAUACUUGAUACUCAAAGAAAGUAAAAAGAAAGCCAUCCAAGAAUGGAAAUACAACAAAGAGGCAAAGAAAGAUGACUUGUUAAAAGAUGAUGAAGAUGAAUUGGAGGAGGAAGAGACUGGAGAUUAAAGCACAAGUGGAAGAGUACGCAAGACAAAAAGCAGAAGAACACGCUAUUUUACAAGCAGCACGACACGCGAGACAUCACCAAGAAAAAGAGGCAAAUAAAAUAACCGCGGAAGAGGCAGCGAAAAUACAAGAAAGGAGCCAAAAGAUGUUAGAUGAACGAAAAGCCAAGUUGAAAGUGAAGGAGGUUCAGAAACAAGAGAAAGAAAAAAGGCUCCAGAAACUAAAAAGUCAGGUUGAAGUGAAUGUAUCUCGCGACCCAUCUCGACUGUACAAACUUACUGCUGGCUGGGAACAGAGAAAAAAAGAAGGGCCUGGGACGGCUGGACAUGGGCCCAGUCUUCAUAUGCCACACAGGGCAGUCCCAUCAUGGCGGCAGGGAUUAUCAUGACAGCUAGCUACUUUACAGAACACUCAUCGCCAUUCUGAAGCCCAUGGACUUACGUUCUUUUGCAUUUUUGAUCUUUUUUCAACAUGUAUUACAACUACCUUUCCGCCAUCUUUAAAACGAAAAUUUCGAUGACUUUAUCAUCUGUGGAAUGUGAUUCCAUUCUCAUAUCGGGUAAGCUUAAAUUCGCUAAAACGUGGUCAAGAAAGAGCCUGCAGAACAACCGUCAUCUGUUAGCGAGGCGCGCGGAGGUAAGCGCGAGGCAAGAGACCCUCGCAAGGUCAUUUUGUUCGCGCUCCUCCCCUCACGCGUCUCUCCUCUCGCGCUUACCCACUCCCGCCAUAUGUUGAUAGCUCCUACAGCUUAUCAACAUGUGAACGUUAAUCUUGUUAAUCGCGUUAAGAGGGGCACUGUUAUUUCACUUGCACCUCGUAAGAAGCUGCAUUUGAUAUAAACAUCUUCUGGAGGCCGUGAGUCUUCCAAAGCUUGGAGGUGGGAAACAACCGAGUUGAUAGUGUACAGUUUUAAAUGAAAUUGUGAAUAAAAUAAUUAUUUAUGUGUCAA